This is a messenger RNA of Scylla paramamosain (green mud crab), 1182 nucleotides long. RefSeq lists its product as uncharacterized. The coding region runs from base 222 to 944 and encodes 240 amino acids. Gene Ontology annotation, cellular component: nucleolus; nuclear exosome (RNase complex); cytoplasmic exosome (RNase complex). The transcript has 4 exons. The record is from RefSeq and is a predicted model, not a curated record. Gene Ontology annotation, biological process: poly(A)-dependent snoRNA 3'-end processing; nuclear mRNA surveillance; U4 snRNA 3'-end processing. Lineage: Eukaryota; Metazoa; Arthropoda; Malacostraca; Decapoda; Portunidae.
ACUGAGGCGCUUCUUUGCAUGGUGUGCCUCGUGCUUCACCUCCGUGGCAAUGUUUACAAACACCAGUCGGCACCACGCCUAGGAGUGCAGGAGCUGGACGGGCGUUGUUAAUAUUUGAAAGUUAUAUCUGGGAGACUGCAAGAAAGUGGAUAUUGUUAGUCAGCCCUUCCUGCUCUUCUGCAGACUGUGGAACUACAAAUUCAUAAAUAAGAAAGGACAGAAUGGAAGUCAUCUCUCCUGAGGGUUUGAGGCAGGAUGGUCGCACCCCAUUGUGCCUGAGGGAUAUCAGCUGCCGCCUUGGUCUUUAUGACAGACCUAAUGGCAGUGCCUACAUUGAGAUGGGCAAUACCAAAGUCUUGGCUGCUGUGUAUGGUCCUCGGGAGGUGCGAUCACUCAGCAAACAAAAUCUAGACGAGUGUGUCAUCCAGUGUGAGAUGAGCCGCAUUGCUGCAUGUCAAGGAGAGCGUGUGAGGCGGCCCAGGGACCAGCGCACCCGAGCACUCAGCCUGCAAAUUGCUGGAGUGUUUCAUGCUGCUAUAAGGAAGACAAAGUACCCAGGCUCACAAAUAGAUAUCUAUGUACAGGUGCUGCAAGCUGAUGGGGGAGUGACCUCUGCCUGCAUCAAUGCCUCCACUCUGGCCCUGAUACAUGCUGGAGUGGAGCUCGUGGACUAUGUGGUCUCCUGCACUGCCUCUAUCAACAAAACCACACCCAUGCUGGAUGUGACCCAGCAAGAGUCAGCAUCAGGUUGUGAGGUGACUGUCUCUAUUCUCCCCAACAAGGGGAGUGUGGUGUCCCUGGAUUGUGCCCACACACUCCACCUUGAUCAGCUGGAUGAAGUGGUUGAUCUAGCCAUGGAAGGCUGCCAACAAGUUUACAAAGCCAUGAGUCAAGAAGUGGAGACAUAUUUACAAGACAAACAUGCCAUAAUGUCUCAUCGCUAAGCAACAUUUAAGCUCAGUACUGUGUUUUGACAUUAUGGUGUCAAAAUAUUCUUCAUCGCCAUCUUCAUCUCAUAUUUCUUAUCAUAGCAUUCACAUCCUCUGUGAUUUUCAGACUUUGCUUUGAGACUGAUUCUGUUAUAAUCUUCUAUUAAAAUAAAAGAAUUAAAACAUUUAUUAAGAAAUCAUUUUAUCCAGAUGCUGUUAUUUAAAAUGGCAAAUUCGUAUUCUUUUUUGUUAA